GUACACAAACCCACAAAUCCCAAUUCCUUCCUCAUAUACAGCAAAUCAGCGUUUGCAACUGUCGGAUACCUUUUCCCCCUUUCUCUCUCCCCCUCCGCCCCAACCGCAUUGCCGCCGAUCUAUCGAUUGAGAUAAUGCCAAACCUCGCGAUCGAUCGACGAUCGGAAAUUUGUUGAUUUUCGCUCGAUCGCCGCCGGCGAUGGCUCACCACCAGCAUUACCGAUCGCCGUUCGGCGACACCACGCUCACUAAGGUUUUCGUCGGAGGACUCGCCUGGGAGACUCCGACCGACGUAAUGCGCGGCUAUUUCGAUCAAUUUGGAGAUAUUCUAGAAGCUGUCAUCAUCACCGAUAAGAACUCCGGCAAAUCCAAGGGCUACGGAUUUGUGACGUUUCGUGAUCCUGAAUCCGCUAGGCAAGCGUGUGCCGAUCCGAACCCUAUGAUCGAUGGGAGACGAGCCAAUUGUAAUAUCGCUUCGUUGGGACGGCCUCGACCAUCUCCUCCUCGAGGUAGAAAUCAAGUUGCCAACGUGUAUCAAGGAAGCGGAAUGGCGCAAGGGGGAAUGUCGUCGUAUCUACCAUUGCCACCGCCUCCUCCCCCGGUGGCGCCUCAUCCGCCCGUCAUGUAUCCGCCUUAUGGGUACACAAGCUAUUCACCCGAUUAUGCUUACCAGCAGCAGACAAUGUACAAUCCACAUAUGCAGCAAUCACAGUACUACAAUCAGCUAUAUGGGGCUUCAUCCUCUGGGUUGGGCUCACCCUAUUACUAUGGGUACGCACCCAGAGGAGCGUUUUCAGUGCCUCCGGCGCAACGUAUGCCGGGUCCGUCUUAUCUCUACUAUCCUACGCAGAUGGAGGGUACCUCUUUAACCUAUCCUCCUACCCCUCACCCUCUCCCUUCACUACAACCAAUAAGACACUCGCUUCCUUCUCCUUCGGAUUCAGUGGCUCCUAAUCAGACAUCAACGGAGACUGAAGCGGGACCGGCUACUUCGACAAGUUCAACUGCCUAAGGCAGGAACCUUGGAGUAAAUUCUUUUAAAUUAAAAAAAAAAGGUGUUUAUUGUACAAUAUUGGAAAAUUAAUCGAUAUUCCUUUUUUAUCUCUCAAUAAAAAUAUCAUUUAUGUAACCAUUCAAUUUUCCCCCCUUUUAUCUGUUUUAGGGGUCGAUCAUUCAUAUUAACAAACAAUUCUUAUUAACGAA
Salvia splendens (bonfire salvia) is the source of this 1203-nucleotide messenger RNA. RefSeq names its product RNA-binding protein 24-A-like. NCBI's taxonomy places the organism in Eukaryota, Viridiplantae, Streptophyta, Magnoliopsida, Lamiales, Lamiaceae. Bases 200 to 1012 code for a protein of 270 amino acids. The transcript has 6 exons. Gene Ontology annotation, molecular function: RNA binding. The record is from RefSeq and is a predicted model, not a curated record.